AUGAAACAGUACAAUCUAGGACCCAACGGCGGCAUUCUGACCUCGUUGAAUCUCUUUGCUACGAAAGUCGAUCAGAUCAUUGCUUUACUAGAGAGGCGGGUGGAUCCGAAUAAUCCUAGUAACCCUGGCGGGCGAGCCAUCAAACACAUCCUCGUCGAUACCCCCGGCCAGAUCGAGGUGUUCGUCUGGAGUGCGUCCGGGAGUAUCUUGCUGGAGACGCUGGCGUCUUCGUUCCCCACGGUUAUCGCGUACAUCAUCGACACGCCCCGGACGAGCUCGACCAGCACCUUCAUGAGCAACAUGCUCUAUGCGUGCAGUAUCCUCUACAAGACCAAGCUGCCGAUGAUCCUUGUCUUCAACAAGACGGACGUCAAGGAUGCCGAGUUUGCCAAGGAGUGGAUGACCGAUUUCGACGCCUUCCAGAGCGCUCUGCGACAGGAGGAAGAGGCAGGCGUCUUCGGAGGGGAAGGCUCAACGGCAGGCUUUGGGGCAGGCAGCGGGUAUAUGGGAUCACUGUUGAACAGCAUGAGCCUGAUGCUGGAGGAGUUUUACCGCCAUCUCAACGUGGUCGGGGUCAGCUCGAUGACGGGCGACGGCAUCGAUGAGUUCUUCGAGGCGGUGGAGGCGAAGCGGCAGGAAUUCGAGCGGGACUACCGGCCGGAGCUGGAGCGGAAGAAAAAGGAGCGCGAGGAGGCUAAGGCGGCGCGCCGAGAGCAGGAGCUGGGCAAGCUCAUGAGGGACAUGAGCGUCUCUGGGGCUAGCCGGGGGGCACCGCGCGACCGGGAUGCAGCAGAGACGGUCAGCGAGGCUGAGGAGGUGGACCAGGCCUCGCGCGACACCAUUGGCGGGUCUGAGAGCGACGAUGCCUCCGGGGAUGAAGAAAUUACUUCCGCUGGGGACGAUUCGGGGCUUACAGAGCGCUACAAACAGGCUCUCGCCGACUCGACCGGCCAUAAAACGCCCUCGGAGCAGGAUCUGAGCUUUAUGAGGUAUCUGCGUGCAAGCAGCAAGAAUGUCAACCGGUAA
Molecule: messenger RNA, 1026 nt
Organism: Rasamsonia emersonii CBS 393.64
Lineage: Eukaryota; Fungi; Ascomycota; Eurotiomycetes; Eurotiales; Trichocomaceae
Product: ATP binding protein
Exons: 1
Coding region: 1-1026 (341 amino acids)
Molecular function (GO): GTPase activity
Source: RefSeq, a predicted model, not a curated record